GGCAGCACCGUGCUGCAUCCUCCGGGGCUCCCGUCUCCAAACGGGCUCUCGUUGGGACAAAAUCAUUGGAACCCGUGUGAUUAAUUCACUCUGCCCUGGGCCCAUGGAAAUCACUCUUUCCCUAACCCAUCACGGACAGGUGCCUUUCAUAGUCAUUGUGACCUAAGGCGGCCUCGGUGUCCCUUAGCUGAGUGGGGCUGGUUCUGGAUGGAGUCUGACAGGACUGUCUGUCCGGCUCAGCCCUUGGAAGGCAGAGAGUCAUCGGGGAGAGGGCGCCCCAAAAGGACCUGCUCACGGGCUCUCCUAAACACCCUUUUUGGAGUAUGUCAAAGGCAAGAUGAAGUCAGGUCCUCUCCACACUGUUUCUCCUCAUUCAAAACAAACGGGAUUUAAAUAAUAGAAUGAGCUAAGAGACAAGAAGGAUUUUCCCCUAGAUAUGGAUGCAUACUCUCACAGGUUGCCAUCCCCUCCAUAGGAAAGGGGACACGUGCAGGGAAUCCAUGGGGCAGGGGGCACUCAGUCAGGGAAUGCGUGGCCAGCUGGGCACUUCAGGAGGGAUACACUCCUGCCUUCUCUCAUACAUCGGUGCCAGCCAAAUACCGUUGCUGCUGCUCUUCUUUGCCACCAUCUGCUGGCCCGAAUAUGCCCUCCUCUGCCCGAGGUACCCCUCCUCUGCCCGAGGUACCCCUUCUCUGCCCAAGGAACCCCUUCUCUGCCCGAGGUACCCCUCCUCAGCCCGAGGUACCCCUUCUCUGCCCGAGGUACCCCUCCUCUGCCCGAGGAACCCCUUCUCUGCCCGAGGUACCCCUCCUCUGCCCGAGGUACCCCUCCUCUGCCCGAGGUAUCCCUUCUCUGCCCGAGGUACCCUUCCUCUGCCCGAGGUACCCCUCCUCUGCCCGAGGUACCCCUUCUCUGCCCGAGGAACCCCUCCUCUGCCCGAGGUACCCCUCUUCUGCCCGAGGAACCCUCCUCUGCCCGAGGAACCCCUUCUCUGCCCGAGGUACCCCUCCUCUGCCCGAGGUACCCCUUCUCUGCCCGAGGUACCCCUUCUCUGCCCGAGGUACCCCUCCUCUGCCCGAGGUACCCCUCCUCUGCUCUGGUAGCCUGUUCAUGCCUGUUCUUCCCACUGAUGAUGUGCGGUUUUGUAGAAGAAUAAGAACUGGGUUUGGGAGUUCAGGAGGAUUUUUCUGCUACUUCACAUUUCCCCACCUUAGAGUGCCUGAAAUGCCUCUGACCUGAGCUGAUCUCGCUUGU
Molecule: messenger RNA, 1254 nt
Organism: Antechinus flavipes (yellow-footed antechinus)
Lineage: Eukaryota; Metazoa; Chordata; Mammalia; Dasyuromorphia; Dasyuridae
Exons: 2
Coding region: 643-1239 (198 amino acids)
Source: RefSeq, a predicted model, not a curated record